GCUAUGGGGAAUCAUCGCAAGUAGCUUCUAUACAGUCACGUGAUGAUGCAUGCGUAACCAGGGCUACCACGUGACCUCAGAAUGGUUGAUGCACUUGGUGUGUAAGCAGUGCUGGGGAACUGCGUAGAUCCCGCCUGCCCCGUGACAUUUUCUGUGAGGCGUCCGUGUUUAAAGAGUGGCUGCAGAGAAAUGUCUUCAGCCAGGCGGGCCUCGUGUGCAAGUGGUGGCCAAGUGGGCACGCGGCAUUUGGUGUUUGCGUACAGACUGUGGAACAGUGUUCACCAAGAGACAUCCAGGGCCGACAGCAGUACUACCACCGGCGCCAGUGCCAGCUGCCUCAGCAGCCGGGGGGGAGGCCCAUCGAGUGACAGCUCCUCCGGGCCCUCGUCGCCCCACCAGGAGGAGCCCGACCCGCUGAGCGACCGCCUGCUGCUCGGACCACACAUUGACGAGUCACAGGGAGGACACCCGGUCAAGUUUGGCGAGCUCGUGCUCCUAGGGUACAAUGGGUCUUUACCCCAUGGCGAGAAAGGUAGGCGGCGGAGCAAAUUCUUCCUGUACAGGCGUCCCUUCCCCAAUGGCAUCAAGAAGUCCAAGCAUUACAUUGUCAAGACACCACAGUCUUCAAAGUGCCGGCAGGCCACUAAAGUUGGAGAAAAGACUACACGGUCUGCACUCAUGGCUGUGCUGGACAGCAAGCAGCACUCCAUUUCGUACACGUUAUCGCGGACGCAAGCGGUCAUCGUGGAGUAUGUGCUCGACGAGGAAACGGACCUGUUCCAGAUUGGCCGCUCCUCUGAGAGCCCCAUCGACUUUGUGGUGAUGGACACGGUGGCCGGGGGGGACAACAAGGCGGGUGCCUGUAGGGUCGCCCAGAGCACCAUCUCCCGCUUUGCCUGCCGCAUCCUGUGCGAGCGCAACCGCUCGCACCGCUCGUACGUGUUCGCCGCUGGAUUCGACUCCUCCCGGAACAUCUUCCUCGGGGAGAAGGCGACCAAAUGGCAGCAGGACGGGGAGAUAGACGGCUUGACGACCAAUGGCGUCCUCAUCAUGCACCCACAAGGGUCCUUCUGCGGUGGUGCCACACCCGGAAUCUGGCGCGAGGUGUCCGUCGGUGGCAAUGUGUACGCCAUCCGCGAGUCCCGAUCGGCCCCCAAGAAGGGUGUCAGGAUUGAAGACGAGACGAACGUUCUGCGAGACGGCUCGCUCAUUGACCUCUGCGGAGCUACACUCCUCUUUCGGUCGGCCGAGGGACUCUUGAAGUCACCGACGAAGCAGCACUUGGAGGCACGCGUAGAGGAGCUGAACGCGGGCCGCCCCCAGUGCCCCGUGGGUCUGAACACCCUGGUGAUUGCCAGCCGUGCCACGUUGAGCCAGGGGGACAAGCAGCCGUAUGUGUACCUGCACUGUGGCCACGUCCAGGGCCUGCACCACUGGGGACUCCCCGAGGGGGCCUCCAACGUGCGCACCUGCCCCAUGUGCCUGAAGAAGGGUCCCGUGGUCAAGCUAUGUGUGGGCAUCGAGCCAGCCUUCUACGUGGACAAUGACCCACCGAACCAUGCUUUCAAUCCAUGUGGCCACAUGGCUUCUGAAAAGACUGUCAAGUACUGGGCCUCGGUGUCUAUACCACACGGCACCAACGGCCUUCAGGCGGCCUGCCCCUUCUGUGCCACUCAGCUGGAAGGGUACCCAGGAUACGUGCGCCUCAUCUUCCAGGACCACAUCGACUGAUUGUUGCCGUUUUCCCCCUCCCAUUCUUCUCGCUCUCGUGGGGCCUCGGCAGCUGAUGGCAUUCGCGAGUGUUCGGAAGAAGACAAUAAAAAGCCAGAGGCACAGUCGCCCUCUCUCAGCUUCAACCUUCUGCGAUCGCCACGAGAGCAGCUAGGGCUGAAUGUCGAUGGGAUGCCUUCGGUCUGCGUCCCCCACUACAAUCAACCCGUCUCUCGAGGCAGGAGUGUGCAAGAGAGGCAGAGUGCUGUGCCGUCUUUGUUCGUCGCAUCGUCAGACGAGGUCUGACGAGGUCGUCGAGACCGAGGACAACGUCAGCGGCUACAGUCUGCAAGAACUGGGAGAAUGGUGCGCCGUCUUUCUACACUUUAGACGGGGACGCUGGAAGUUGCUGACAGUGCUGGCCCGGAGCUGUGUUGUAAUCAAAUCUGCUUCCGUGCCAUGCCAACGUGAUCUAAUCGUGCACCUGGCUGCAAGCGUGACCUCCUCCUAGUACAUGCACUGGUGGGCACCUGGGGUGCACAAUGGAUGGAGCUGGGCAUGGUUUGGCGAACUGUGAUAAUUAAACAAAACUGUUGACGAAAAAUUUUGUUGCAAAAUUUUGAUGGGAAGGCUGCAGGUGCCUUUAAAUAGGAUUUGAUGGAGAAACCUUACUUGACUGAAUUUCAUCAAAGAUCCUAAUGGGACGCUUCAUAACUUAAGGGAACUGUCUUGCCUAAUUGAAUUUUAUAGGGAGUCUCAAUGGGAUAUCUGAUGCAGUUUCGUGGUAAAAAUACUUUACCUGACAAAAAAAAAUGUCACGGUGGAUAGUCUUGUCUGGGCUUCUAGUUGCCCUGACAAGACAAAAUGCAUCAGCCUGCGCAUUGCGCACCACAGGUGUUAAAUCACGGGCUCUGGGCGGUUGUCUUGCACCAAGUGCAGUAUUGCAGGUGUGGAGAAGAGUCACAGUCUUGCUUUGCCAUGCCAUAUUGAGACUGAAUCUGUGGUGCAUGGAACCUGGUAGGGGCGUGCGAAUAUUUGAAAGUUUCGAAUAACAAAUCGAAUAGUGUCCUACUAGAUUCAGUGUUCAAAUUGAAUAGUCGUUAUUUGUCAAUGCGAAUCUUUUUCUAGUAAAAUGUUGACUGUGCCCAAGUAAAAGUAAAAUUGGAGCAAAAGUACGGCAAAUUUUCACCCUUUGGGCAUAGUAUAGACAUAAAACAUAAGAAGGUGCAUAGUGGAGCAGGCUACGUCACUUAGGUAGCCAUAUUUUACAGGCUUUACAGCUAUCAUUCGCACUCUCUGAAGAGCCCUAUGCAUGCAAAGAAAGUACUUGUUUGCUCCUAAUGGGGGCUUCAUUUGUGCUUUUAAUGAACAACUCUUCGUAACGUACUAUGUAAUGACAGGAACUUGCUUAUUGUAAGAAUACUUGUAUAUGAACAUCGUUUUAUGUUAAUUGAUAACAGCUGUUAAUCAUUCGAAAACUAUUGGGAAAGUAUUUGGUAUUCAAUUCGAUUUGCUUCUGGCAUUAUUCGAUUCAUAUUCGAUUCGGUCUCGUGAAUCGCUAUUCGCACACCCCUAGAACCUGGAUCGUGGGUGGGAUUGAGGCCAGCUGGGAGCGGUAACUUGUAGCUUGUCAUUUAGUGCGGCGUGUUUAGUGUGGGGAGGCUGUAGGUGUUUUUGACAAUAUACUGGGAAGUAAAGGCUUUGCUUUACAUUGUAUUUUGUUACACAAUAUCGAGCAGCAGUUCGGAAGGUGUAUUUGUUUGCUGGAUACAUUAGCAGGAAGGCAGUCAUGAUGACUGCAUCUCUGUGUGUUAAAAUUGUGACAGUUUGCUUUAAGUCAGCAAGAAUCCUGCUUUUCAUUGCGUUAAUUUAUGUUGCACGGAAUCGAGCAGCAAAUGAAAUGAUGGCUGUUCCGUGAAAGGGGGGGGGGGGAGUUGGAAGCAUUUCCAAUGCUUCCCUCCUCCUUGCUUUAGACCUGCGAGUGGCUCGAUGUGGAGUCGGCUAGAAGUUGUCUGUGGUGGAAUCGCUGAAUUGUUUAUGAAAUUUGAAUGCCAGGUCAUGGUGAAUUUCAUAGUGCAGGGAAGUGCGGCGUGGACGUCUGGCUUAUUGAAAUGACUCUCUGUGCCAUUUUAAGAAACUGCCGACUGUUAUGGACCACUCCUCAGUAAUCUGUUUCACAGUUUUGGCUAGCCUCUGCCAGGGGGGCUAUGUAUUUCAGGACCAAGUAGACACAUAAUAGCAUUAUACGAUACUGCAAAGGAAAUGGAAUGCUGCAGUGCUGCUAGCAACAAGUUUGCUUGAAGUUUCAUUGCACGAAAAGGGAAUUGACUGAGUGCAUAUUUUGCAGCGGGUGCAUCACAGGCUGCUUUUGAAACACAGAAUCUCUUGUUGUGCCAAGUGUAGGAUUAGUACUUCAGAAUUAAGAGAAUUGUUUCAGUGUAAUUCUUGGGUGUUCAGAGUGGUUCUUUUUUUGUUGCCCUUUAUUUCCUUGUUGCCUUCUGGCUAUUGGUAUUCACUGUAAUGCCAUGGCACGAAAUAGCAUUGCGCACAUGUUCUCGCAUUGUUGAACCCUCUGGGGCAGAACAGUGCAAUUCAAGCCAGUUGCUCCGAGACCAUGCUGUGUACUUUGCCGUCUCGAAGUUUUAGCCAUAUUGAGGUACAUUGGUAUUGCUUUAGCAGGAGAGAACACCUUUCUUCACAUUCAGCCAAAGGAUUUAUAUUCAUUUUGUUGGAUACCAGACACUCAGUCAGGGCACGGCAAUUUGUAUAGCUUGAUUUCAUCAUUCUAGGCUUGGUUGGAACAUUGAGCUUACAAGAGUUCUGUGAAAUGAGCUUUUGUGAGAGAUACCAUGUGCAAUCUCGCGAUUGCUGAUGCCUUUUGUUUCUUUUUAAUCUUUGUUUGAAUGGCUAAGAGACAUGUUUUUCUUAGUGGGGUCAGUUUAUAGAUUCUGCCUGUUGUUACUGCUUUUUUUCCCCUCCUCUGCUGUUUCCAUUUUGUGAGACAUUUGUAGCAAGACAUUCCGAUCUUCUUACAUGUGUUGCAUGACUGCUGUGCGAAAAGGCACGGUGUGUUUAUUAGUUUAGUUUCUGAAGGAGACCGCCAGCCAUCACAUUCAGCAUCAUGUCUGCGUUGAAAAAUAAAUCAUACACUCAUCAUCAAGUCAUCAAUGUGGAUUGCAUUUUCUUUUUUCUCUUUCAUUUCAUGUGCUAGUUCACUGCGGCAAUGCCAUUGGAGUUCACCAGGGAUCUGAUUAACUAGCCACAACCUGUUGAUUAAAACUUAUAAGCCUAGUGUUGUAGCUGUUGCUGUUAGUCACAUUCAGGAAGAACUUUGAAUUAAUCCAAUAUGACUCGUGCUCUCCACAGCUCGGCUAUUCUGCUUGCAUAGUGCUUUUGGCUUGCCAUAAAUUCGGCUGGAUUGUCAACUGAUUCGUUUAGAUGCUUUCAAUUUUGAGUGACGUGGCAUGUAGGGUGACACCUUGCUAAAGUGACGGGAGCCUGUCAGUGCACUGGCGACAUGAAUAGAACAUGAGGGUGUGUGGUGUGCCGUCACAUUGGCUGUGUCGCACAUACUUUGAUCACAUCUGCUUUUUGUCACGCCUGCUUUUCGUCACACCUGCUUUUUUUGUUACAUCCACUUUGGCCUCAGUCAGUCAACCCGUGCCAAAAGUGGUGCCCUUGAAAGUGAUCGAUCCAGACUACGGCUCCUGGCUGGUUAAACAUGCGCACAACUGCCUUGUUUGCUUCAUUUAGAGCUUUGCUUCUCAACACAUCUUCUGGUUUCAUCAGUUCUGUUCCAUUUCGCUAUUGGGUUAGUUUUUGGGCAGCUUUUGCCACAUUGCCCUGUCAUUCACCCAUUCCUUGUUCCGCCUCUUGGCGUUGAGCUUUUUCCCAGUAUCAUCUCGGCACCUUGCUCGCAGUCACUUUGUUUCUUCCUGUCACUACAGUCAGUCAGGUCGUCAUCGCAUCGUUGAUUUUGUGGGAAGAUGCGUCUCUGACGAUCAAAAAUGGCAGAAGGUUAUUACCCACACAACAUGUAGAUAAUGAUCAAUUUUUGUUCUGUGAAAGGUGCAUUGUGUUUUUUUAGAGGAGUGCUUAAAAUCUUGACAUUGGUAGUGUUGCUUUUGGCAACCAGCACAAGGACAUGCAUGCACAGAUGUGCACAGACGAGUACAAAUGUGCAACCGCAGGGCACAUUGAGAAUUUGCAUUCUCAUUGUGCAACAAAGAAUGUCCUGCUUCCUCUGUUGUGCCUGGCUCUAGGCCCAAAACCUUGCUUAACGGGUUGACUAGGGCAAUGCUGGAAUCUAACGGCAAACCAUAUCAUGUAGCUGCUAUAAUCAUUAAUUGACAAACAACCAAGGUUAAAACUCUGUUAAAGCAUUUACGACUAGGCAACUGAUGGCAAGGAAUGAACCAGUACUGUUGAACCUCGUUAUAAUGAACCUGUAUCCGUACACAAAAAUACCUUCGUUAUAUUCAAUAUGUUGGUGAGAAGCAUGUUACAUUUAAUUUGUUAUAUCCGAUAAUUUGUUGUAUUUGUGUUUAUUAUAUUGAGGUUCAACUGUAGUUUGUUGGCAAAUACUGUCACCCAAGCCAGUUCCUAAGUUGCCUUGCUUGCAAAUAGGCUGCAAUCGUCCAUCUCCAAAUUCAUACCACAUCCCACAUAGGGUGGUCGUUGUGAGAUGGCUACCGAUUGUGCAAAUCAUUCUAAUAAUGCUUGAGUGCCUGAUUGUUUGGCCAUAUUCAAAUGGUUGAAAUAGUAAAGCAUCAAAUUCUUAAAUUCAACACUAAUCAAGUGGUAGGGGGAGAUGUUAAAUUUAUUUUUGAAAUCUUAAAUAGGGCUGCAGUCGUGAAAGUAUCACCUAGUGGAGCGCAAACCGCAAGUGUUACAUGCGUGGUUGUGAUUUGCUUUGUAGUAGGUCUAGAGUCCGCGAUGAAAGACUACUUGAAUGUUAAUCGCUCGAUAGGCAUUGCGUAGGUGUACGGGGAGCUGUGCGCAGAACUGGGUGUGGUUACAAUGCAGUGCGAAAAGUUAUGUGCAUAACUGUUGGCAUUCUUGCAUUCGCCUUAUCAUCGCCUCUUUUGUUUCAGCGCUGUUUGAUGCUGUGCUUAUUAAUUUUUCACUACUUCAGCUGGGAAGUCGCCUGCCUGUAACAGCUAGUAUUCAAACAAUGCACCCAUGUCUCGAAAUGAAUUCCUGAAAUCUGAUGCCAUACGUUUGUUGGUUUAUUAUGCACGGUGAGCUGCAUUUUCACGGCAGGGGUGAGACGCUUGAGUCUUUUAUUUAUUGUUUUUAAAUAUUUACAAAGGUUUCUGGUGUCCCAUCUCGCGUGCCGGCUCUCGAACAUCGAGGACUGCUGUCUCCUUUCCCUUGUUGUUAGAUGUAUUUCACUUGGAAAUUGUGCAUUGCCCGCAGGUCUUCUUUUCUAGCUUUGAAGGGGUAGCACAGGACACUCGCGACAAUCUUCUGUCUCUACCAUGACAAUGACAUGCUCUCUAUUAAGCUAUGAGUAUGUCAUGGGAGGGAGUGAAGUUAUUUAUGGCAUGUUUUUUUUUUUUUGUUCAGCCGUGUUUAUAGAAUAUGGUUUCAUUUAUGUUUUCUAGCAACCUAUGGCAUGAUUUUUUCUUUUUUCAUUGUGAGUUUUUGUUUUUCCAGAAAGUAUGUGAUUAUUUCUUGUGUGACGGCUCCUCUAGAGCCUGUGUGCUCUGUUUGCCUGCAUUGAUUCAAGUUUGUGAUUUGUUUUUCUGAACUGUCACUAGUUUUUUUUUUUUUUUCUUAUGCGUGUGGGCAUCAGGUUGCCUGCGGUUUUCUGACAGCGCCAUUUGCGUACAUUAAUUAUGCCCUAAGGCGUAGGCAUUUUUUUUUAUUUGCAUCUAGCACAGGCAGUCCCUGGAGCUUACCUUUUUUUUUUGUUUGUGCGUGUGUGUGAAUGAAAUUUUCUUAUGCGAAUAACAAUGUCUGCUUAAGCUGUUAGAUUGUUGCGCACCUUUUUAUGAAAUUUUCAAAUUGUGAGGUGUGAUUCAUUCUUAUUAUUCUGCAUCCAAUUUUUCUUUCCACCCUUUCUGUCAUCAUCACUUUCCCUACUUUCUGGUGUUCGAGAUGUUCAUCAAUGUAGUCCAGCUGCCACUUUUGGGCAGUUGUAAGCUUGUACAAAUUAAUUGUAAAAAAUUUGGUUAUUGGUGUCAGAAUUAGAGCUUUGUUCAUUUGCAGCACUUUUUUUUGUGUGUGUGUGUGAAUUGUCAUUUUGUGGAGUGCCAUUUAAGUUGACCAAUUUCCACGUGUCUCGCGAUGUACGCAGGGCUUCUUCCCUCUCGGGUUGUUUGCUGCGUAGACGUGAAUUGCCUCGGAAUUUUGAUUUCGCACAUUGUCAUGUCCUCAGCCAGAAAGCAAAUCAUUCCAUUCAUGUUGUUUUGUGUUGCAUUCUUUUUUCUUUGUUCACUUUAUAUAUUCGCACAAACUUCUAGUGUUGCCGAAUUUGUCACAAGCACUUUCCAUACUGUAGGAGGAUAGUGAAAUGGAAUACUGACACUUCCAGCAAGCCCCCUCUUCAAUACAAUGAUUGAUGUUCACCGAGGCUCUCCGAUAUUUUUCGUUUUGUAGUACAUGCACUGGCAUGACAUAUUAUUUAAACAGCAAUCUCAAGAAUUUAAACACUGUUUUCAAUAUAGUGUGCGUGAAUUCAAGGUGAGGAAAUAUAAAUUCAGCAAGUUGCGAGAUAGGGAUUGCAUAUUUAUUUAUUUCAAAUUUUGGGUUUUGCCUUCACUUAGAGAUUUAUAGGAUCUUUCAUUGCGGAACAUGAAUGACAGAAAAACAGUUUCAGUAUGCCGGUUAACAUUUUAAUUGAGUUGGUGAGUUUUCGAUGGCUGUAGCUAUGGGUGGUCACUAAUAUGACAAUUUGAGUUCCCCUCUAAACGUGGCUCAUGAUGGAAAAAAAAGCAAAAAAUGCCUAGUUUACAGAAUGUACUUUUCCUGCAAGUAAAAUGGGAGUGGCUGAAAGUUCUACUUUUUAAGUUCGAGAGCUGUUUCCAGUUUUGGUGCGAUCCAAGUUUGUACCUCCUGAAAGCUUCACUGUGCGAGUUGCUCCAUGAAUUAGAAAUUUAGCUUGCUGUGGCAUGCGAUGUGAUUGCUCCAGCUGCAUCUGUACUUACCGAAAUGGUUUUCAUAGUUUGUCAUUUCUCCUUGCUAUGUACAAAAGCACGCUAUCCUUUUGAGCCCAAGUAUGAUUUUUCAGGGUGCUUUCUAACACGACAGGUGCCAGGCUAUGUACUCCCUGCACGAAGUACAGCUGUACACUGCUGAGUGUUCGCUUCCAAGUUCCUCGGUCUUGUGUGUGUAUCUUCAGUUUUAGUCUUGCACCAGUUACCUUGUGACCUGUACAGUGGAACCGAAGCGCACGCUGGCUUGUAACAGCAGUGACACUAGUUGGUGUCUUAAAGAAUCUAUGAGUGAUGUGAAAGGAAACGCUUAAAAGUAUACCUCAUAGGCAAUUUUUUAAAUAAUUAACUAUUAAGAUUUCUCAAUCACGACGAGCAAUGUACGUGCCUCUCCAAGUUAAUUUCUGUUUCCUCAUUGUGAGGGUUUUUCAUGUACAUACAUUCGUGCAGAAAGUGCUUUGGUCCAUGAGCUUGUGCAUGUGCUUGGUUUGGAGGUGGCUUAGACUCUUUCUGACGUGCAUAUUUUUUUGGUAAUAAACACUGUAGUGUUUUGUACGUUCAGUCGUAUUGUACCCUCACGCCUGCAUUCCUUGUAAGCAACUGUGUUUGUCACAGUGCAUGCGCUGAGUUCAAGAGUAGGAGGUGGCAGUGGUUAUCUGUGUCCAUGCACUAUAGAAGGUCUUUUGCUGAUAGGCGGGGUUUCUAGAGAAGGUGGUUUCACAAGACGCCAAAGUGCAGACUGGUAUGAAGCAGCUGUCUCAUUUGCGCGAGAAUAAUAUCAACAGAAAGUGCAUCAAAAUUAUAAGUGUUAAUGCCACCCUGUAUAGCUCUGUGUUGGCUUGUUCAUUUACUGGCUUCUCUGAACUAUCUGCUGAAUCUUGCAACUGUGGCCGCAUGCACAUUGUGGUAGUAUUGGCACUUUCUCCAGCCAACUGUUAUUGGUUCCAGAGGGUGUGUUGUAACUAAACUGUUCUGAAGAGGUCCAAAGCUGCCUCCUGUGUAACUUCUACACCAGUAGAAUGAUUCCAAGAUCCAUGGUGAAGUGCGCAGAGAUCUAAUUAGUGAGCCACUUUAAUUGUGGACAGUGCUGUAAUAGACAAGAAAAAAGAAACAGAUGCGCACCACUAUGCGUCGUCUGCUUCUCCGAGUGUCCGUUCUGCGCACUCCUUCUGUUUAGUUUCAUUGCUGCUUCCAUGCAGAACCAACUAUAGUGCAGAAAUUUGCAGUCUUUUCUUGGGUCUUGUCAAGCCAGUACAUAAAUUGCUUGUUUUUCUUUGGUAAUCAUUUAAUCACCUUUAUCGCAGGCAAUCAAGGCACCACAUUAAGAGCUAUCAAACAGACUGCACAUAUACAUAGUUCUUUAGUAGUUGCUGAUUUGAGCUGCUGUUUCAGGAUCAUAAGAAACUUAAUUCCAAUCACUUCCCAUCUGUGCUCGGCAUUUUUGCCGUCAAAAGUGGGCUGUAGAACAUUGUGACCAUGCGCUUGACCCCUACCCCUUCUCUCAGAAGAACUGGAAGUUUCUGUCUUAUUCCUUUAUUAUUUCCUUUUCAUUCUACAUUUGCCUGUACCACAACCAGAUUCACUGUUGCCACGGUUUCAUUCGGCUCGACCCUCAUUUGAGCGUGCAUUUUGCUUGAAUUACUGAACACUGCGACCGUGCUUGCAUUUGGGGAUAGCGCACGUCAGAGUGGCAGACACGCCUCUUGCACCACUUUUUUUUUUUAAUUAUUACAUUGUGUCUGCUGUGUGCUUAUGAUGGUGACAGUUGUUGGGUGCAUUGUAGUGGGAGGAGAGCACAUGCUGUUUAUUAGCCUUUCUCUUUUUGGCAAUGUACAGAAGCAUGUUUACACGCGCACUGGACCCACUUUGUGUAUGAUAAUGUUAACGCCUGACCGCCACUCGUCCCCUUUGCGUGGUCUCUCGCAUUGGCGUGGGCCUAUUUAUCGAAUGUAUGUACGAGUGUGCAUCUGAAGCUGUGUAGAUACUAUACCUUACUGCUGGUAUUUCUAUGUACCAUAGGAAAUAAAGAUCAUUUUCAACAAUGGC
Molecule: messenger RNA, 10913 nt
Organism: Dermacentor silvarum
Lineage: Eukaryota; Metazoa; Arthropoda; Arachnida; Ixodida; Ixodidae
Gene: Pli
Product: protein pellino-like
Exons: 11
Coding region: 190-1731 (513 amino acids)
Biological process (GO): regulation of Toll signaling pathway; protein polyubiquitination
Molecular function (GO): protein binding; ubiquitin protein ligase activity
Source: RefSeq, a predicted model, not a curated record